Exaiptasia diaphana is the source of this 727-nucleotide messenger RNA. RefSeq lists its product as uncharacterized. The record is from RefSeq and is a predicted model, not a curated record. The coding region runs from base 79 to 585 and encodes 168 amino acids. NCBI's taxonomy places the organism in Eukaryota, Metazoa, Cnidaria, Anthozoa, Actiniaria, Aiptasiidae. The transcript has 6 exons.
GUUCCGAAACAAAAUUAGAAAGUUAGAGCAGAAGGUGAAAGACAGACAUACUAACGCUUACUUUAGCACACCGAAACAAUGUCAUCAAGUCGUAAUCUCGUGGUCCACAUUGCCAUAAUCGUUUUUGUGUUCCAUGGCAUAACGUCUGGUGAUCAUGUCAAAAAGUGGCUUCGAUUACCUAAUGUGAUAGCAUCCCCACAUAUAAAGAACCAGUCCCUAACGGUCUGUACCGGAAAGAAUUAUGUUUCGCUCAGUACUGAAGCAUCACCAAGACAUGUCAAAUGUGGUUUGCCGUUUUCAUUAUACAUACACAUGAUUCCAACGACUGACAUCGUUUACCUACAAUGUAAAGGAUUUAUGAAAUGGAACGGAAUCGUCAGGCUUUCAAAAUUUUGGGGAGGAUUUUGCGAAAGCAAAUGUCUAGAUUGUCCGUUAAUAAAAGGAAACUCGUAUACAUUGAAGUGGGAGAACAUCAGACCGUUCUAUUGCUAUUUGGAAAGAGGACAUUACAGCUUCGCAGCCUCGUGCAGUGAUCAAAACGAUCAAGAAGUAGCAUGUGGCACAUGGAGAUUCACAUGGAAUUAGCUUCUCUGCUAUGUAUCCCGCCUACCUGACAGAUGAUGCACUAAGAUUAAUCAAGUUCAGAUGGAUUAAUUCUAUAUAAAAUAGCUAGUAUUAUUGUGUAUUAUUAGAGAAUGUAGAAUUAUAACAACAUUAAAGGCGGGAC